CACCCACUUCCCUCAUCCGAAACAUCUGUCGCACAGCCAUAUGACAGUGAAGAUGGCAGGACUAAGAACUAGGCGAAAGCUCCCUCUGACGAUAGGAUGUCUUGUGUGUCUGUUCUUGAUAAUGAAAAGAGGCAACCAGACCAGGAAUUACGAACUCUUCAUCCCUCAUCGAGACCCCAAGGUUGUAUGGGACGUUGUGGCAGACUUCAGCAAUAUGCCAAAGUUGAAUACAAGAAUAGACCGCUGGGAACUGCUGGACGAGUCGGGAAAUUUUGACAAAUGGACCUACAAAGUCAUCACCUACGAGUCCAUGAUAGGUCAGUGGCUCUUCGGAUAUAACGAGAACCACGGAGAGAUUUUGGUUGAGCCAAUAGACGCCCCCGACCACUACUACAUGCAAGAGAUGUACACGACUUUCAGCUUCCAUGGAUUCCUCACGAUUAAGAACCACGGUAAAAUGCACUUCAAGCGCGCCACCCGAGACGGGCAGGAAGGGACCCUGUUCUUGCAUGAGGCCUAUUGCAACUGCCCGCUACUUAUGGCGUCCAAUCUGCAUCCUGGAGACUGAUCUCAACAGGGCCGAGUUCCUCCGCAAAUUUGGGCAACUGGUUCCAAUG
Messenger RNA from Macrobrachium nipponense, 617 nucleotides. RefSeq lists its product as uncharacterized. The record is from RefSeq and is a predicted model, not a curated record. The transcript is spliced from 3 exons. NCBI's taxonomy places the organism in Eukaryota, Metazoa, Arthropoda, Malacostraca, Decapoda, Palaemonidae. Bases 41 to 568 code for a protein of 175 amino acids.